Penicillium oxalicum is the source of this 6885-nucleotide messenger RNA. RefSeq names its product acetyl-CoA carboxylase ACC1. NCBI's taxonomy places the organism in Eukaryota, Fungi, Ascomycota, Eurotiomycetes, Eurotiales, Aspergillaceae. The record is from RefSeq and is a predicted model, not a curated record. Gene Ontology annotation, molecular function: ATP binding; metal ion binding; acetyl-CoA carboxylase activity. The transcript is spliced from 2 exons. Bases 1 to 6885 code for a protein of 2294 amino acids. Gene Ontology annotation, biological process: fatty acid biosynthetic process.
AUGGGUGCUCCCAACGGCACUGCGCCUGUCAAUGGCCACGGCAGUCCCGAUACCGCCAAAUACAAUCUUCCCUCACAUUUCAUCGGUGGCAACCACCUGGACGUAGCGGCGCCCAGCUCCGUCAAGGACUUUGUUGCCAGCCAUGGCGGUCACUCCGUCAUCACAUCGGUCCUUAUCGCCAACAACGGUAUUGCCGCCGUCAAGGAGAUCCGAUCGGUGCGGAAAUGGGCCUACGAGACCUUCGGCAACGAGCGUGCCAUCCAAUUCACUGUGAUGGCCACUCCCGAGGACUUGCGGGCCAAUGCGGAUUACAUUCGUAUGGCUGACCAAUACGUCGAAGUUCCCGGCGGCACCAACAACAACAACUACGCCAACGUCGAGUUGAUCGUCGAUGUGGCCGAGCGCAUGGACGUGCACGCCGUCUGGGCCGGUUGGGGCCACGCGUCCGAGAACCCGCGCCUGCCCGAGUCGCUCGCGGCCUCGCCCAAGAAGAUUAUUUUCAUUGGACCCCCCGCGUCGGCCAUGCGGUCGCUGGGUGAUAAGAUCUCCUCCACGAUUGUCGCACAGCAUGCCGGAGUGCCAUGUAUCCCCUGGUCCGGUACCGGUGUCGAGGAAGUGACCGUGGACGACAAGGGAAUCGUCACGGUCGAGGAUGAGGUCUACAACCGGGGCUGCACCCACUCGCCGCAAGAAGGUCUGGUGAAGGCACGGGAGAUUGGCUUCCCCGUGAUGAUCAAGGCCUCCGAGGGUGGCGGUGGUAAGGGUAUCCGCAAGGUGGAGAAGGAGGAGGACUUUGAGACCCUGUACAAUGCCGCCGCCAACGAGAUCCCCGGUUCUCCCAUCUUCAUCAUGAAGCUUGCGGGUAAUGCCCGCCACUUGGAGGUCCAGCUGCUGGCCGAUCAGUACGGUAACAAUAUCUCCCUCUUCGGUCGUGAUUGUUCCGUCCAGCGUCGUCACCAGAAGAUUAUUGAGGAGGCUCCCGUCACCAUCGCCAAGCCCAUCACCUUCCAAGCCAUGGAGAAGGCCGCCGUCAGCCUGGGUCGCCUGGUGGGUUACGUCUCGGCCGGUACUGUCGAGUACCUGUACUCGCACGCCGAUGACAAGUUCUACUUCCUCGAGUUGAACCCCCGUCUCCAGGUCGAGCAUCCGACGACCGAGAUGGUUUCGGGCGUCAACCUGCCCGCCGCCCAGCUGCAGAUCGCCAUGGGUAUCCCUCUGCACCAGAUCCGUGACAUUCGUUUGUUGUACGGUGUCGACCCCAACACCUCCUCCGAGAUCGACUUUGAUUUCUCCAGCGAGGAGAGCUUCCAGACCCAGCGCCGUCCCCAGCCCAAGGGCCACACCACCGCGUGCCGUAUCACCUCGGAGGAUCCCGGCGAGGGCUUCAAGCCGUCCAGUGGUACCAUGCACGAGUUGAACUUCCGUUCCUCGUCCAAUGUGUGGGGAUAUUUCUCCGUCGGUACCGCUGGUGGUAUCCACAGCUUCUCGGACAGUCAGUUCGGUCACAUCUUCGCCUAUGGUGAGAAUCGAUCUGCCUCCCGGAAGCACAUGGUUGUCGCCUUGAAGGAGCUGAGCAUUCGUGGUGAUUUCCGCACCACGGUGGAGUAUCUGAUCAAGCUGCUCGAGACACCGGCCUUUGAGGACAACACCAUCACCACCGGAUGGUUGGACCAAUUGAUCUCCAACAAGCUGACUGCGGAGCGCCCGGACUCUAUCGUGGCUGUCAUCUGUGGUGCCGUCACCAAGGCCCACCUGGCGAGCGAGGCCGGCAUUGAGGAGUACCGAAAGGGUCUCGAGAAGGGUCAGGUGCCCUCCAAGGAGAUUCUGAAGACGGUCUUCCCCGUGGAUUUCAUCUACGAGGGCUACCGCUACAAGUUCACCGCCACCCGGGCCGGCCUGGAUAGCUACCACUUGUUCAUCAACGGCUCCAAGUGCUCUGUGGGUGUCCGUGCCCUGGCAGACGGUGGACUGCUGAUCCUGCUGAACGGCCGCAGUCACAACAUCUACUGGAAGGAGGAGGCCGCCGCGACUCGCCUGAGUGUCGAUGGCAAGACCUGUCUUCUGGAGCAGGAGAACGACCCCACUCAGCUGCGAUCCCCCUCUCCCGGUAAGCUGGUCAAGUUCACCGUAGAGAACGGCGAGCACGUUCGUGCCGGUCAGCCGUACGCCGAGGUUGAGGUCAUGAAGAUGUACAUGCCACUCAUCGCCCAGGAGGACGGUAUUGUGCAGUUGAUCAAGCAGCCCGGCGCCACCCUGGAGGCUGGUGAUAUUCUUGGUAUUCUGGCUUUGGAUGACCCCUCUCGCGUCAAGCACGCACAGCCCUUCACGGGCCAGCUGCCCGAGCUUGGCCCAGCCGUCGUCGUCGGUUCCAAACCCGCCCAGCGCUUCACGCUCCUGCACACCAUCCUGGAGAACAUUCUCCGUGGAUUCGACAACCAGGUCAUCAUGGGCACCACCCUGAAGGAGCUCGUGGAGGUUCCGCGCAACCCCGAGCUGCCAUACGGCGAGUGGAACGCUCAAUCCUCCGCUCUGCUCUCUCGCAUGCCCCAAAAGCUUGAUGCUCAGCUGCAGACCAUCGUGGACAAGGCCAAGUCGCGCAAGGCUGAGUUCCCUGCGAAGCAGCUUCAGAAGACCAUUGCUCGCUUCAUUGAGGAGAACGUCAACCCCGCGGAUGCGGACAUUCUCAAGACCACUCUCCUGCCCUUGGACCACGUCAUCACGAAAUACCUGGAUGGUCUCAAGAUCAACGAGUACAAUGUCUUCAUUGGUCUGCUUGAGCAGUACUAUCAGGUCGAGAAGCUUUUCAGCACGGGCACCAAGCGGGACGAGGAUGUGAUUCUGAAGCUCCGUGAGGAGAACAAGGAGGACAUUGUCCCCGUCAUCCACACUGUCCUCUCUCACAGCCGCAUUGGCUCCAAGAACAACCUCGUUCUCGCCAUCUUGGACAUGUACCGUCCCAACCAACCUCACGUGGAGAAUGUCGGCAAGUACUUCAAGAAUAUUCUUAAGAAGCUCACCGAGCUCGAGGCUCGUGCAGCGGCCAAGGUCACCCUCAAGGCUCGUGAGGUUCUGAUCCAGUGCGCCCUGCCUUCGCUUGAGGAGCGUCUGUCCCAGAUGGAGCAUAUUCUCCGUUCCUCGGUCAUUGAGUCUCGCUAUGGUGAAACUGGCUGGGAGCACCGCGAGCCCGAUUUGAAUGUCCUCAAGGAUGUCGUAGACUCCAAGUACACCGUCUUUGACGUGUUGCCGCGUUUCUUCAUUCACUCUGAUGCGUGGGUCACUCUCGCUGCCCUGGAGGUCUACGUCCGCCGUGCGUACCGUGCCUACACCCUCAAGAGCAUCGACUACUCUGCCGGUGCCGAGCCCCCUAUGCUCACUUGGGACUUUACGCUGGGCAAGCUUGGCCAGCCCGAGUUCGGCUCUGUCUCUUCGACUCAGCCCUCGACACCCAGCACUCCCACGGCCGAGUCCAACAACCCCUUCAAACGGAUCAACUCUAUCAGCGACAUGUCCUACCUCGUCAACGAUCCUUCGAGUGAUCCUAUUCGCAAGGGUGCGAUCAUUCCUAUUCAAUACCUCGAAGACGCCGAGGAGUAUCUCACUCGGGCUCUGGAAGCCUUCCCUCGCGCCGGAUCCAAGAGCAAGCGCGCCGGAGAGGGUGGUUUGAUUGCCAACCUCGAGGGCAAGCGCCGUCCUGUGGUCAAGACCGAGAGUGAUGAGCUGACUGGUGUGUUGAACAUCGCCAUUCGUGACAUUGAGGAUCAGGAUGACUCUCAGAUCGUGGGCCAGAUGCAGAAGCUCCUCGCUGAUGCCAAGGAUGAGCUUCUGGCCCGUCGCAUUCGUCGUGUCACUUUCAUCUGCGGCAAGAACGGUGUCUACCCUGGAUACUUCACCUUCCGUGGCCCCACCUAUGAGGAGGAUGAGAGUAUCCGCCAUAGCGAACCCGCUCUGGCCUUCCAGCUGGAACUGGGCCGUCUGUCCAAGUUCAGGAUCAAGCCCGUCUUCACCGAGAACCGCAACAUCCACGUCUACGAAGCCAUUGGCAAGGGUCCCGAGAACGACAAGGCCGUCGACAAGCGCUACUUCGUUCGCGCUGUCGUGCGUCCCGGUCGUCUUCGUGACGACAUUCCUACCGCCGAGUACUUGAUUUCGGAGGCUGAUCGUCUGAUGAACGACAUCUUGGAUGCUCUGGAGAUCAUUGGCAACAACAACUCUGAUCUGAACCACAUCUUCAUCAACUUCUCUCCUGUCUUCAACUUGCAGCCUAUUGAUGUCGAACAGGCCCUUGCUGGCUUCCUGGACCGCUUCGGUCGCCGUCUCUGGCGCCUGCGUGUCACCGGCGCUGAGAUCCGCAUUCUGUGCACCGACCCUACUACGGGCAUGCCUUACCCUCUCCGCGUGAUCAUCAGCAACACGUACGGUUUCAUCAUCCAGGUUGAGUUGUACAUUGAGCGCAAGUCCGAGAAGGGCGAGUGGAUCUUCCAGAGCAUUGGUGGAACCAACAAGCUCGGCUCCAUGCACAUGCGUCCUGUUUCCACUCCCUACCCGACCAAGGAGUGGCUUCAGCCUAAGCGUUACAAGGCUCAUCUGAUGGGAACUCAGUACGUGUACGACUUCCCCGAGCUCUUCCGCCAGGCCUUCCAGAACAGCUGGACCAAGGCGCUUGAGACCAUCCCUUCGCUGGCCUCGCAACGCCCGCCUAUUGGAGAGUGCAUCGACUACAGUGAACUGGUCCUGGAUGACACCGAUAACUUGGUGGAAGUCUCUCGUGAACCCGGUACCAACACUCACGGUAUGGUCGGCUGGAUCGUGACCGCUCGUACUCCCGAGUACCCUCGCGGCCGUCGCUUCAUCAUCAUCGCCAACGACAUCACUUUCCAGAUUGGUUCUUUCGGACCCCAGGAGGACAAGUUCUUCCACAAGUGCACUGAGCUUGCGCGCAAACUUGGUAUUCCUCGUAUCUACCUGUCUGCCAACUCUGGUGCUCGUAUCGGUAUGGCUGACGAGUUGAUCCCCUACUUCUCCGUUGCCUGGAACGACGCCUCCAAGCCCGAGGCUGGGUUCAAGUAUCUAUACCUCACCCCCGAGGUCAAGAAGCGCUUCGAUGCUAGCAAGAAGAAGGAGGUCAUUACUGAGCUCAUCCAGGAUGAGGGCGAGGAGCGUCACAAGAUCACCACCAUCAUUGGUGCCAAGGAUGGUCUGGGCGUUGAGUGUCUGAAGGGCUCUGGUUUGAUCGCUGGUGCCACUUCCAAGGCCUACGAGGACAUUUUCACCAUCACCCUGGUGACCUGCCGUUCCGUCGGUAUCGGCGCCUACCUUGUCCGUCUUGGUCAGCGUGCUAUUCAGGUCGAGGGCCAGCCUAUCAUUUUGACUGGUGCCCCGGCUAUCAACAAGCUGCUUGGCCGUGAGGUCUACACUUCCAACUUGCAGCUGGGUGGCACUCAGAUCAUGUACAACAACGGUGUCUCUCACAUGACCGCAAACGAUGACUUUGAGGGCGUCUCCAAGAUCGUUGACUGGAUGAGCUUCGUUCCUGAUAAGAAGGGUGCCCCCAUUCCCAUCCGGGCUUGGUCCGAUAACUGGGACCGUGACGUGGCCUACUACCCUCCUGCCAAGCAGGCCUACGACCCGCGCUGGUUGAUCGCCGGUAAGCAGGAGGAGGACGGCUUCCUGCCGGGUCUCUUCGACAAGGACUCCUUCGAGGAGGCUCUUGGCGGCUGGGCUCGUACCGUUGUUGUUGGCCGCGCUCGCCUUGGUGGUAUCCCCAUGGGUGUCAUCGCUGUCGAGACCCGUGCCGUUGAGAACGUCACUCCGGCUGAUCCUGCCAACCCCGACUCCAUGGAGAUGAUCUCGCAGGAGGCUGGUGGUGUCUGGUACCCCAACUCGGCGUUCAAGACCGCGCAGGCGCUCCGUGACUUCAACAACGGUGAACAGCUGCCCGUCAUGAUCUUGGCCAACUGGCGUGGUUUCUCGGGCGGUCAACGCGAUAUGUACAACGAGGUCCUCAAGUACGGAUCCUACAUUGUCGACGCCCUCGUCAAGUACGAGCAGCCCGUCUUUGUGUACAUCCCGCCCUUCGGUGAGCUGCGUGGUGGUUCUUGGGUCGUCGUCGACCCGACCAUCAACCCCGAGCAGAUGGAGAUGUAUGCGGACGAGGAUGCCCGUGGUGGCGUUCUCGAGCCCGAGGGCAUUGUCAACAUCAAGUACCGUCGCGACAAGCAGCUUGACACCAUGGCUCGUCUGGACGCCACUUAUGGUGAGCUCCGCCGGGCGCUCGCGGACACUUCGCUCUCCAAAGAGAAACUGUCUGAGAUCAAGGCCCGGAUGGCCGAGCGCGAGGAGCAGCUGCUCCCCGUGUAUAUGCAGAUCGCCCUUCAGUUCGCUGACCUGCACGACCGUGCCGGCCGCAUGCAAGCAAAGAACACCAUUCGUGGUGCCAUGCGCUGGCAGAACGCCCGUCGCUUCUUCUACUGGCGCCUGCGUCGUCGUUUGAGCGAGGAGCUGAUUGUCAAGCGUAUGGUCGCUGCCUCUCCCAACCUUUCUCCUCGCGAUGGUGCCAUUCCUUCUUCCACGGCCUCGGCUGCUGAGACUCCUUUGCCUCCCGCCGAGUCUCCCCGCGCUGUGCACCUCCGCAACCUGCACGCGUGGACUGGCCUCUUGGAUGAGGAGCUGGAGCACGAUGACCGCAAGGUUGCCAUGUGGUACGAGGAAAACAAGAAGGCUGUUCAGGCCAAGGUCGAGGCUCUCCGAACGGAGGGUGUCGCAGCCGAGGUUGCCUCUCUUCUGAUCGGUAACAAGGACGGUGGCCUACGUGGUGUGCAACAGGUGCUGUCAAUGCUGCCCGUUGAGGAGCGGGAGAGCGUGCUCAAGUACCUGUCCUCCGCCUGA